This is a messenger RNA of Blumeria graminis f. sp. triticale, 2220 nucleotides long. The record is from the annotation of a GenBank genome assembly. NCBI's taxonomy places the organism in Eukaryota, Fungi, Ascomycota, Leotiomycetes, Helotiales, Erysiphaceae.
AUGAUGACAAGUCUGGCACAGGCCUACUCACCACAUCCAGGUGGAAUGCAACAACAUUCGGCAAUGGCUCAAGGGCAUCCGAUGGGACACAACCCGGGCCAUCCGGGACAAGCCGCUCCUGGUAUACCACAGCAGAUUCACAUGGGAGUCUCUGGACCUGGUCCCCAAGUUACUCAGGGUCAAGCAAUGAUGGCCGGAAUGCCGCCAGGUGCUGCUGGACCCAACGCUCAUGCACUACAGCAUUUAAAUACAAACCAACAACAACCACAAACCCAAAUGUUUCAACACCAAGCAAUGUUCGCGAGUAAUCCACAGCUCCAGCAAAUGCACCAACAGCAGCAGGCUCAAAUGAUGGCCCAACAGAGACAGCACCAGGCACGACAGGCCAUGCUUGCUCAACACUAUAGUGGAAUCCCCAUGAAUAUGCCUAAUGGAUUACCUGGUAUGACUCAAGCACAAUACCAAGCGUUACGAGGUCAAGCUGGUCCAAUGCGUCCUGUAAAUCUCCCUCAGCAUCUUCAGGCUGCACAGCAGCAGGCAGAGCAAAGUCUACAACAACAACAGCAACAGCAGCAGGCUCAAGCCCAAGCACAGCACCAGCAACAAAUGAUGAUGGUGCAGCAAAUGGCAAUGCAACAACAAGUGAAUGCUCAGAAUCAAGCUUCCAACAAUCAAGGGCAACCUAAUCAAAUAAAUUCACAACCAAAUCAGAACAUCCAACAGGCACAAAACGCACUCAUGCAACAGCAACAGCAACAGCAACAGCAACAACAACAACAGCAGCAACAACAACAGCAGCAGCAACAGCAGCAACAACAACAACAACAGCAGCAACAACAACAAACUCACUCUGUGGUAGCAUCACAGCAAAAUCAAGCACAACAGCAUUCUCAGUCUCAGCCAUCGCAGCCCCAGCAAAACCCACAACCAACCUCCACGCAAGUGACACCUCAACAACCCACCGCAGCAAGUAUGCAGCAACAAAUUACACCUUCAGUUAUGCAACAUCAGCAGCUUAGACAAGGUGAACGAAUUAAAGGCCAAUGCUUAAUGAAGUUAAUGGCUUUUGCCGAUCAUUUGAGUAGUUUCACAACCUGCACUAGGCCACUUGAAGCAUAUUCAGCAAAUCCUGCUCAUAGAACGGCUGCAAAAGGAGCAAAACAGCGUGACGAUUUGACCUAUUGGGUUACAUUUGUAGAGCGUUUCUUCUCAGCGAAGGGAGGUUUACGCCAUUCUGUAUGGGUUAUGGAUGAAAGGUCAAAUAAGCAAUACGAAAUAACCUAUCCAGCUCUACCGAGGUAUUUCUAUACGCAUUUUGAAAGUGGUAUUAAAGGGAUGCAGAUGGUAUUCGUUAAAGGGUCGGAGAAAGAGUUACCUAACAAUAAUUAUUACAUAGAAAGCCAAAAAUCAAGCUUCGUAUAUUGGUUUGAAAAUGGUGCACAGUUAGUCGCUUCUGGCACCCUCAAAGCUCACUUCGACGCUGAGCAGAAGAUAGAGCUCCUCGAAUUCAUUACGAGCAGUCACGAAGAGUAUUUACCUCGGACACAAGUAGUUGAGGCUGCUAGACCGUUACAUAUUUGGGGAAAAGAAUGGCACAAAGUGAAUUCUUCCCCAGAUGGUAAAAUAUCUCCUGAAAUGAAUAAAAAAAAAAUGAAGAUCAUGAAAUCUCCGUCUCAACCUCCUCCUGACAUCGAGCUUCCUGCAUCUAAAGUGAAACCAAGCAUGGGAAUAACGCACUCAGUAUUCCGAUACCUUGAGCUUACCGAAGUAAUGAUUCAGAUGAACCCCUUAUUCGCUUACUCACAUCAGAAUACCCAUUUAUCACCGUCAAAUGCCCUCGAGCAAUAUGUCGCUAAUGUGAACGUAUCAGGGAUCAGUAACCCUGGACAUCAAAAUCACACUGGGCCUCGAACACCCGCCAUGGGAAACUUUGCGAUGGGUGCAUCACCAGCACAGGCUCAACUUCAGCUUCCCGGUGGGUCACCUCAUAUUGGUAGUCCUGCUCAGGCACCUGGUAUGCAGCUCCAACAAAGUCAACAUGGGACAAGUUCCAGUGGACAGAGUGCAAAUACAAGUCCUAAUGCGAAUAAUAAACGUAGGAAACCAAGUACAAUGAAUGCAGACGACGAUAACCAGUUAAACGGAACGCUUUCUAAAACUGGAAUCAAGCCUAGUCCGAGAAUAGGCGGAAAGAGGCAGAAGGGCACUUCGUGUGUUUGA